Messenger RNA from Colletotrichum truncatum, 1035 nucleotides. RefSeq names its product nuclear pore protein-like protein. The record is from RefSeq and is a predicted model, not a curated record. Lineage: Eukaryota; Fungi; Ascomycota; Sordariomycetes; Glomerellales; Glomerellaceae.
AUGUCACCAAUCAAAGAAAUUAGCUCUUCGGAGCUCACGGAACUGGACUGCCGGGGCGACGUCGUCUUCGUCGUCGGCUCGGCUACCGAGAACACCCCUGCUCGGAGGUUCCGCGUCUGUUCCCGGACCAUGGCUCGCGUGUCGCCCGUCUUCGACCGCAUGCUCCACGGCAACUUUGCCGAAUCGAAACCCACAGCCACCGACCCCGUCACGAAGGCCGCCACGAGCGACUGGGUUGUGGAGCUGCGCGACGACAAGCCGGACGCCUUCGACCUCUUUGCUAGCAUCGCACAUUCCAAGUUCCGCCGCGUGCCGAGGACUCUGUCGGUUGGUAAAUUGUACGACUUGACGGUGCUGACGCACUACUACGACGCCACCCCGGUGCUGACGCCCUGGCUGCAGAGCUGGGUGUCGGGAAUCGGGGAGACGCCUGAUGCCGGCGUCGAUGGCGUGUUGAUGCCGCAGCUGUUGUGGAUCUCGUGGGAGCUGGGGCACAAGCAGCUUUUCGAGAGCACGGCGAGGCGGAUGGUCAUGGAGGGCCGCGGGGAUAUGUUUGGGGAGGAAGCCGGUUUGGAUGGGCUGGAUAUGCCUCCGGAUAUCAUCGAGAGGAUCAGUGCCAUUCGCAUACAGACGAUCGAGCACAUUAUGGAAAUGUUCCGCGAUAUGGCGGACAAGCUGGUAAGAGUCGACGAGGGACCCCGGUGGUGCCGCCACGCCUCGUACAUGGGCCCGCACCGCUGUGAGAGCAUGAUUCUGGGGAGCAUGACGUUCUGUCUCACGCGCGCGGGGCUCUGGCCUAUCCCCGAGGCGGUGGACAUUGAGGAGAGCGUGGUGACGCUGUACUCGACCAUUAUGAACCUGGUGAUCCACGACAUCGGGAGGCCUGGGGAGAAGGGCGGUGCGGACCAUACAGAGUGUAACCCGCGCGCGUUCCUGAUGGGGCGGAUCAAGGACAUAUUGGCGGAGGUGCCGAGCCCGGUUAACGAGGGCCAUAGGAAGCAUUUGGAUAGACAAAUACAGAGGCUGCUUGUUUGA